This is a messenger RNA of Acaulospora morrowiae, 999 nucleotides long. The record is from the annotation of a GenBank genome assembly. Lineage: Eukaryota; Fungi; Glomeromycota; Glomeromycetes; Diversisporales; Acaulosporaceae.
AUGCCUGAAAUUCAUUUUGCACCCUUGAAUGUGCCGUUUGAAAGGCGACGACAAACCGCGGUUGUUUGGUUGUGGCUUGUUUCUUUACCUACCACCUUAUUCAUUUUUUUCAUGUCCUGUACUAUCGUCUUCUUGCUACCCUGGAUUAUUGCAUAUUUAUUAUUUUUGUUAUUUGACAUCGCACCUGAAAAUGGUGGUCGGAGAUUCUCUUUUGCUAGGGAGUCAAAGUUUUGGAAGUGGUACUCCGAAUAUUUUCCGAUCUCAUUAGUAAAGCGAGUGGAUUUGGAUCCAUCCAAAAAUUACAUUUUCGGGUAUCAUCCACAUGGAGUUAUUUCCGUUGGCGCAUGGACGAACUUUGCCACGGAAGCAAAUGACUUCUCCAAAAAAUUUCCCGGCAUAAAUUGCCGUCUGUUAACUCUCACGUCAAAUUUCAGUAUCCCACUUUAUCGUGAUUAUCUGAUGGCACAAGGUCUCGCGUCCGUGUCACGUCAGUCGUGCGAAAACAUUUUACACAAAGGACCAGGAAAUUCUGUAAUGAUAGUAGUUGGCGGUGCUGGCGAAAGUUUAAAUGCACGUCCAGGUGUAUACGAUUUGGUUUUGAAGAAAAGAUUAGGAUUUAUAAAAUUGGCAAUUCGUAAUGGGGCCUGUUUAUGCCCGGUGUUUUCUUUCGGUGAGAAUGAUAUAUGGGAACAGGCAGACAAUCCGAAAGGAGGAAAGCUUUGGAAAUUUCAAAAAACGGUGCAAAAAUUGUCUGGUUGGACAAUGCCUCUCUUUCACGGUCGCGGCCUAUUCAAUUAUAAUGUCGGAAUUAUGCCACAUAGAAGACCCAUAACCACAAUUGUUGGAAGACCCAUCGAAGUUGUAAAAAAUGAAAAUCCAACUGAAGAAGAGCUUCUCAAAGUACAGAAAAAAUACAUUGAGGAAUUAUAUGAUAUCUGGAAUACAUAUAAGGAUACAUAUGCCAAGGAUAGAGUAAAAGAGUUAACUCUUAUUGAAUAA